UAUUAAAUAUAUAUAUAUAUCUACAGAACACACAGCGUCGUCCAUAAUCUUCUUAUGAUUGUAGUAGUUGUACAGACGAAGAAGAAAAAUGUCGGACUUUUCAAGCUAGCUAAAAAGGUGCUACGAUGCUGCAAAAAAACAUCACACAACAAAGUCAUCGAGUGGUUCAUGACAUCAUCACUUUGAUAGCUUUGAUAGCUUUUGCUAAUGGAGUCAGCAGUUAGUUGUUCUUUUACUUCUCUGUUGUUGUACUCUACUCGUUAUUCAUGAGAAACCCAGACAACUACUUUUAUUUAUUUAAUUUAAUAGAACUCAGAUAAGAAUGUCACUGCUCUGUUUGUCAGGUUUUUUAUAUCUUGUGUUGUUCUAAAUAUAUACACUUGUAUACAUCCUCCAAAACUUAUGCACAGCCCAUGUUUAUACAUUUAAACCACUUCCUCCUACGUCACAGCCAGGAUGUUCACCCACGUUCUUCUUCUUAGUCUUUCUCUCCAUGUCUGGUGUGCAGCUCAAGUUCCAGACUGCAGUGAUAAGAGGAGUUGGUUUGUCAUGACGGGUCAGGACUUACGUCUGAAUGUCACGGCUCCUGUCGUCCUGAGUAAACGUGAUCAGUUUAAAUGGACGUUCAACAAUAUAGAAGUUAUAGUAACUAUUUAUGCUGAUAAUUAUACAGAACAAGAUGACAGUUAUACAGACAGGGCCUUCAUUUCUGCAGAAAACAAGUCACUGCUUUUAAAGAACACACAAAACAAUGACAGUGGACUGUACCGUGCUGAGCUUCAAACAAGACGUAAUAAGUGUUUGGUUCAAUACCAGGUCAUGGUCCAAGACAUGGUGUCGAGACCAAAUCUGGUCGUCACCCGUGUGUCCAGCAGCUCAGCUCACUGUGACCUGAAUGUGACCUGCAGCACAGCAGACUCUGAGCUCAUCACCAACUCUGUUUCAUGUAACUCCAGUGACUGCAGUCUGCAGGAGACAGAGACAUCCAGGGACACAGUCUCUGGUGCUGUCCUUAGUCUCUUCCUGUCACAUGACAACUUAGUUGUAUGUCAGCUCAGCAACAAUGUCAGUCAGCAAAGAGUUACAGAGGAAAUCCUUCAGCUCUGCGUCACAGACAGUGAUUCCAGAUUCUUCAUCAUUAUUGGAUCUGUUGUUGGGGUCACUGUGGUGAUUUGCCUUGUUGUCAUUUUCAUCUUAUUUUACAAUAAACAUAGACCAGGUACCACAGCAACUGGAAAUACGAUACAUAAAGUUCCUCAGAUUUCCCAGAGUCUAAUCUCAUCCAGGCCUGAGAGUCCCAAAAUACCUGACACUGUCUGUGCCUCACUGAAACGGCCCAAAGAGGCAGACAGGUCUCCAGCAGAGUCACUGUAGAGCACAGUGUCAGAGGUGAUCAGUGACAGAAGAAGAGCCGCAGAGGUGACAGUGAAGGUUUCAGCAGUAAGUAGUGAGAUCUGUUGUGAUGUCUGGGUCAGAGACAGUGUCUGCCGUUCUACGAGACAGUACUAGAGGUUGAGGAGAUGAAGAUGCUGAGAUCUUCACCGUAGAUGACCAGGAUGUACUGGGUCAGAAAUGAUUCCGACUUUCAACAACACCAACUUUUAUCAAAUUUCUCAGCCAACUCAACACUCUCCUUCCUAAAGUGUUUUUUUGUGAGUCCGUGGAAAAGAGAUUUGAUUAUACUGUAUAUAGAUGGAAGUUGUGAUGACUGCAGGACUAUGACGCAAACCCAAGAUAAGGCAUUAAUCUGGGAUGUGUUGCUUAUCUGGCCAAGUUACUAUGGUGACGUACUGUCUAGCCUGUGAGGAAUUACAGCAUGUCCAUGGUCUGUCUAAAUUUUAUUUACUGUCCAUCAUUUUAAUUAUCCUUGUAUAUUAGUAAUUUAUCUAUGUUGUAACAAUCAUUUUUAUUUUUAUGUGUUUUAUUAUUAUUAUUAUUAUUAUUAUUAUUAAUCCAGCCUUUUGUCAUUAUCGCCAUGCUAAUGAAGACUGUGUCAGUCUGCCAUCAGAGGAUUAACGAACAUGUUUUUAUUGUUUAGAUUAUAAAACAUGACUAAUGAAGCUUCAGAUGGAUUCAGUGAAGUAUACAUAUAUACGUGUGUGUGUAUAUAUAUAUAUAUCUAAUUCACACACUUCCCAUAUUAAUAUACUAGGCCAGUGUCAACUUAGCGUACGCUGGUUUAUUUUAUAGAUAUACACCAUCACACAUAUACAGUAUCAUGUAGGAAAAAAUCUAUAUAUGCACAAUUAUGAAGUGUAUAUAGUGUAAUAUAUUGUAAGAAUCUGGCACUUGCUUUACACUUCAGUGAAGCUUUAUUGAUGAACAGUAGCCAAGUCUUGCUGUUUAGCCACAACUCACGCUUUAUCUCCACAACAUUAACAGGGUAACUCUCUUUAGUUAACCUUUCUCUUGUGUUAGCUUUCUGGUGUCAUCUCUUAUGUUUACGGGUCAGUUUUGACCCACGUGUUAAAUGAGCUAUAAAAUACACUAAAAACAAUAAGCUAUCAUCCAAGUUUCUCUUGGUUACCUUGUUUGGCUUCCUUAUCCAUGAAAAUGUUGGUUUUUCAUACUUUUGGUGUGGGCCUCCUGGCCUUUUUUUGUCAGAAUACCCCUUGAUUUCAAUUUGAAAAAAAAGAUAAAAUGAACCUCACGAGAAUCAUAUUAAUAAAUAAAAGGUUGUGAUGUUACCUGCAUGCUGUUGGAUGAAUAGUGAAAUAAGAUGGUCUUUUCGGGUCUUAUAAUUGUAAAUCUGACUCCAGAGGAGUCAGUGCCUCAGCAGUCAUGAACUGUAUGUCUAAGACAAUCACAUUGUCAUUAAUAAACUUGCAGAAACCAGCGCUUUGCUUAGGAGGAUUUUGAUGCUGAAAGUAGCCUACUAAAUAUACGUGUUGCUACUGAAGAGUUUAGUGUAAACCAAACAGAGAUAAAUACAUGUUCUUCUUUAUCAGAUUUUUUUACCCUUAAAAUAUGUGUCUUAUUUUAAUUUAAAAUCAUUCAUUGUGAAAGUUAACUGUUUUCCGGUGGCUCAAACGUGGAACUGCAUAUAUAAACAAGUUCCCUCAAAAAGGUUGUCUGCUCUGUGUGUAGUUGUAUAU
This is a messenger RNA of Cynoglossus semilaevis (tongue sole), 3095 nucleotides long. RefSeq lists its product as uncharacterized. The transcript has 6 exons. The record is from RefSeq and is a predicted model, not a curated record. Gene Ontology annotation, cellular component: membrane. The coding region runs from base 457 to 1374 and encodes 305 amino acids. Lineage: Eukaryota; Metazoa; Chordata; Actinopteri; Pleuronectiformes; Cynoglossidae.